AUGGAACAAGACAAAAAAUUGUUUCAUGUAGACGACAACACUCUCAGCUCAGUUCUCCAAGUAUACAAUAAAACUGAACAAUCUUUGGCUGAAAAUGUCAAAAAUUUAAAAAAGUGGAUGCACUUGCAGCACCACCUUCCCGAAAUUUUGGGUAAGGAAACGAUAAAAUCAUACUUGCCUGUUAACACAAUUAGUAAAUUUAUAGAUGAUAAAACUGUGCAAAAUUUUUUAAUCUUGAAUAAAUGUAACGCAGAAAAAGCAAAAGAAAAAAUCGACAUGUACUACACUGCCCGCAGUCAGUUAUCGCAUCUAGCCAGAAAUAUGAAUCCUAGAUGUUCGAACAUGAAAGAAGUGGCAAAUCUUAUGUACCACGUGCCGCUACCAAAACUGACAAAAGAUAUGUGCAGAGUUUUCGUCAAUAAGUACCGAACUACAGACAAAGUGGGGCAAAUUGAACCCUACGACAUACUUAAAAUGGCUGCUAACUUGCAAGAAAUCAGACUAAAAGAAGACAUCAUGUUUCGAGAUAUUUUCAUUUUUGACAUAGAAGGGACGUGUAUGGGUUUUUUAUCAAAACUGACGCCAAAUUUUGCUGGCACGGCUAUAACUUUGUACCAAAAAGUAUAUUCUCUUCCUGUACAGGGUGUUUACAUUAUUCACGCUGUUCCUUACGUUAGCACGUUACUAGCCAUCGCCAAGGCUUUCGUGAAACCUAAAAUAUUCAAAAGGGUUCAUGUGUGUAAAGACGCCAGUAUUUUAAAGGAGCACUUUUCUUUAGAAAUUUUGCCAAAAGAUUACGGUGGUACGGAGAAAUCAGUCGAGGAAUUGCAUGAAUUGUGCCAACUUAAAUUUCAAGAUUAUCGAGACCGGUUCAAUCUCCUGGAUGAACUACGAGUGAAUGAAAAUCUGAGACCAACUCAACUAGCAAACGAAAACGACGAAAUUUUAGGGUAUCACGGAAAUUUUAAAAAAUUAGAAAUUGAUUAA
Zophobas morio is the source of this 987-nucleotide messenger RNA. RefSeq lists its product as uncharacterized. The transcript has 4 exons. Bases 1 to 987 code for a protein of 328 amino acids. Gene Ontology annotation, molecular function: phosphatidylinositol bisphosphate binding. Lineage: Eukaryota; Metazoa; Arthropoda; Insecta; Coleoptera; Tenebrionidae. The record is from RefSeq and is a predicted model, not a curated record. Gene Ontology annotation, cellular component: membrane.